Molecule: messenger RNA, 254 nt
Organism: Prorocentrum cordatum
Lineage: Eukaryota; Dinophyceae; Prorocentrales; Prorocentraceae
Source: the annotation of a GenBank genome assembly
UCCUCCGGCGAGCCGAGCCAGGACAGCCUGGGGCUCGGGCCCCGGCGGACGAGCGCCGCGGGGCGGCCGCCGAGGCUGGGGGCCCCUCCCGCGGCGCCGCGUCCUCCUGCGAGGCCUGCUCCAGGGGGAAGAAGGGCGUGCGCCGCGAGGCCAUUUUGCCCAGGGGCGAGGGACAUGCUCGUCGCUGGGGAAAACCGCAGCCGCGGGGCGGGGCGGUCUUCGCCCCGCGGGCCCCUGGAGCGCCAAAGACGGCU